AUGGGACCUACGGGAUUUCAAAGGGAAGAUGAAGCCCGGCACGGUCUCCACCUGAGGUCCAAGAAAAAGAAAAGGGGUGGCGCCAAGCACAAGAAAAAGGUCGGCCGACGCUCAGGUGUGGCAAAGCGCCUUCACAAGGUGGCGCACGCGGCGGGGUCUGCGUAUUCGCGACCUCGCGCGGGUAGCCAGAAGGCGCACAAGAAGGGUAAGAAGAAAAAGCUUAAAAAGAAGGUGUACUCUUGGUCCAUCAGCCGGAAGAGCCGUAACCAGACCAAGAGAGCCUCCAACGGGAAUGGUUGGAACCUUAACCAAAUGGCAGGAGCGUUUGCCAUCCUGAUGGCUUUCCCGGUUCUGAAGGAGUCAGAAGAAGUGGUCGCGGUCACUUCGGAGGCCAUCCAGGAUGCGAUCUCCACCACUGUGGAAACCUACCAGGAGAUCGUGACAGAAGGCGGAAAUCAGCUCAAGAUGCUGAUCGCCGCCGCAGGCAUCGCCCUCCAGGUAAUGAUGACCUGGUACCUGUCCAGUAAGGUUCUGAACUUUUGGUGCCGCUAUGGCCACGGGAAUACGGACAAGGCCCAUCUCGUGGAACUGCGAGGAGAGGUCACCUUGUGGGACGUGGCCGGCACCAAGGGUCUUCACAGGGUGCGGAUAGCAGGUCGGCAGGCAGGGUGCGCUUGCCGGACGUUCUUGAGCAAAGGAAGCUGCCCGCACACCCAAGCAGCCUUGGCAGCGCUGACUGCGCUUCCAAGUAGGCCAGAACAACCCGUCGCUGUGCGACGCGGCCAAGCAGCAUUGGGCCAAGCAGGCUCUGUGGCUAGCUUUUCUGGCUGUUUCCAAGGACUGGUCGGAAAGGCCAAGCAGCUGACAGUGAGCGCUGCGUCCGCCUACCCAACGGCCCAGGAGGCCGCAAGGAGUUCAGAAAGGGAUGAUGGUGCGUUCAAAAGGAAGGUCAUCAGGGAAUCCCUCAGCCUCGAUACUGGGUUGGUCGAAGAAAGGCCUGAGCAAAGCCUGUUGGCGCUGCCCGAACAUGCCCACCACAGUGGAGACGGAGACCAAGCCAAGGUAGUGUUCCUGAAGGAUGGCGAGGUCUUUGAAUGGAUCACGAUCAAUUUUAGCAAGCUGGGCAAGGGCAGCAAGGCUUGCAUUAGGGCCUACAGUUUCGAUCAGCCGGACGUCGUGGAAGCCGUUAGGUCAGCAGCAAGCCGUGGCUGCGAUACCUACCUAGUCUGCGAUCGUUCGCAGGCGUCCGGAAAAACCAAACAGCAGCUUCAGGUCCUGAAAGAAUUGAGAAGUGUAGGGACCAAGGUGAAACUGGCUUCGGGUCUAGGCGUCAAUCAGGCCUACCGCAGUGAUGGUCGCUCCGUGCGCGUUGGCAGCCGACUCCAAGGGCUUCAUCACGCGAAGAGCGUCAUGAUCUGGUGCCACCCUGGAGACAAGGUCGAUAUGUUGGUUGGAAGUUGUAACUUCACCACGAGCUCGAAGGCCAACAAGGAAGCCAGCAUAGGUAUCAGCGUAAACUUUGGAACAGAGCUGGUCCGUCGCUGGGAGUCAGCCUUCGAAGAAGCAUUUGAAAAUGGUUCGAAUAUCGACCAGUUCGAGACAGAGCAAGGCUUCGACCGGCGCAGGGUCGGCACAGCCAGUUCAGAUUUCCUCACGGAGUCGGACCAGACCACUGCCACCGAAGUGGUCAUGUUCUUAAGAGAGCUGAUCGCUAAUUACACUGAUAUGAGGAUGCCGAUCCUUCAACGCUUGGCCGAGUGUAUUGGAGACGUUUCGCAGUCGCGGGUUUUGCGUGGCUGCCUAUGGCUCUUCGGAGAAUACUGUGAGGACCAGGCUCUGAUCGAGAGUGUGAUCCAGUCUGUGCUGACGUCCUUAAGGCCGCUUCCACUGGUGCUAGACGAUGGUUCCCAGAAAGAGAAGAAGGAGACAGGUCCUGGUGAGAAGAAGAAGGAGAAGAAAGCGCCCAAGAUCACCACAAAAACCGUGGUGUUGGCGGAUGGCACCUAUGGCACGCAGAACGUUUACGAGGGUGACGAAGGCGAAGAAGAAGAGGAAGCGUCCGAAGAGAAGGGUAAGGCCGACGUCAAGAAGACGGCCUUCCGAACUCUUCUACUAGGCGGUGAUUUCCUCCUCUCGGCCAUGGUUGGAGUUUCAUUGACAAAGCUUUGUCUGAAACUCAAGAAUUUGCCGGUGACCUUGCGGAACGAGGUGUUGCUAGUCAUUGUGAACAUCCUGAAGUUGGUGAAAAACCAUGUCUGCGGUGGGGAGAAGUGCGACAGUGCUGUGCGCCUGAGUCAAUGCAUUCGAGCCUUUGCGGUGCUUGGCAAAUCGCAGCUCCCCCCCGCGCAACUGGCGGCAGCUCAGCUGACCCAAAGCGACUGGAGCGGCAGCCAAGGGCGAGCGCAGCUGGCCAAGGUGCUAGAGCUGGCCAGUCAAAAUGCUGAAUGGGCGUUGGGACAGGAAGAGGAGGUACAGGAAAAGAGUGUCUCCCCAGACGAGUGCAUCGUCUUUCGACAACUUCGAGAAAGGAAGGGCGGCGCUGGACCUGCAGGUGGCAUGGAUGACGACGAAGAUUACAACGCUGCUAGGGGCGCCACCAUCGCCCAAGCGGCAGCGGAUGGAGCGCUCUUCGCGGAGCGUUUGGCAAAGGUACAACAGAUGACGGGCUUGGCUGACCCUGUCUAUGUGGAGGCCUUCCUCCAGGUCCACUCUUUCGACCUGAUGUUGGAACUCCUGGUGGUGAAUCGAACCAACGAAACCUUGCAGAAUGUUUUGGUGGAGCUCAGUACACAGGGUGACCUCAAGAUCGUGGAUCGGCCUUCAGCGGUGACGCUUUCUGCAGGUCAGCAAAUGACCCUGCAUGCGUCCAUCAAGGUCGCGUCCACAGAAACUGGCAUCAUUUUCGGAUAUGUGACCUUCGAAAAGAAAAGUGCCGCCGACAAGGAGUGCUCUGUGCUGAAUGAGCUGCAUGUGGAUAUUUUAGAUUAUAUUGAGAGAUCCUGGAUUAACGAGCUGGCCUUCCGAACCAUGUGGUCAGAAUUUGAGUGGGAGAACAAGGUCAACAUCAACACCUCCAUCACCGAGGUGGGAACCUUCCUGGAACACAUUAUGCGAAAUACCAACAUGUCCAUUGUGGGCAGAAGCUACAAGAAAACUGGUGACAAGAACCAGAAAAAGGGCAAACUCACUGCAGAAGAUGUGCAAGAGAUGUUGCGGGAUGCAGUUGGGAUCAAGAAGCUCAUUGACACCUCCAGCUUUGUGGCCGUGAAUCUCUAUGCCAAGUCCAUUUUCGGUGAGGAUGCGCUUGCGAACAUCUCCAUCGAGAAGCUUCCUGACGGGAAGCUCACAGGUAGCUGCCGCAUUCGAUCACGCACACAGGGCAUUGCUUUGUCCUUGGGCGAUCGCAUCACCAUCGUCCAGAGGGGCGUCCAAGUGUCCAAAGAAUGAGUUCUGCCGAGCCGAAUCUGGCUGGUCUUUCAAAGGCUGCGACCGGUGAGGCAAAGGCAGAGAGAAAA
Cladocopium goreaui is the source of this 3515-nucleotide messenger RNA. The record is from the annotation of a GenBank genome assembly. Lineage: Eukaryota; Dinophyceae; Suessiales; Symbiodiniaceae.